Messenger RNA from Blepharisma stoltei, 1120 nucleotides. The record is from the annotation of a GenBank genome assembly. Lineage: Eukaryota; Ciliophora; Heterotrichea; Heterotrichida; Blepharismidae.
AUGAGUUUCAGUAUCUUUUUAUUUUUUAUUUUCCUGAUUUUUUCGCUUUCUCAAGAUUUCUUUUCAAAUUGAAUAGAAAAUUCUUUACCUUAUAUAGAAAACAAGACUUUAAAAGAAAUUACUUUGCCUGGAACCCAUGACAGUGCGUCCUAUUUUCUGACCAGCCAUCCACUUAUAGGUGAAUCUUCGCCAUGGCUUGAAGAAGCCUCAGAAGUUGCUGAAUUUAUGUAUAAGCCUACAUCAACUAUCAUUAAAAAUUGAUCAAAAUGCCAAACUAAAAAUUUCUAUGAGCAAAUGAAAGGCGGGAUUAGAUAUUUUGAUAUAAGAGCAGGUUGGGAUCCAGAUUUACAUGAAUGGAUGACUCAUCAUUAUGUCGUAGGACCUACUGUAAGAGAAGUGAUAAGAAAUAUUACGAAUUUUUUAAAGGAUUUUCAAAGUGAAAUAGUGAUUUUGGAGAUUUCACAUUUCAAUGAAAAUGUGAUUAAUAGUACGAAUAGAGAAGAAUUAAGAGAUAUUCUGAAUUCUCAUAAAUGAUAAAUAAUAGUAAAAAAUAGAAUAAUCAAGAAAGUCUUCGAUAUUUUAUUAGGUAUUCAUGCAUAUUAAAUAUAUUAUUAUAGAAGAAAUAGGAGAAUUUUUAUUUGAAAAUAAUGGAGGCUUUAAUUUCACAAUAAGUCAAUGGAUUAAAAGCGGUAAAAGAGCGAUUAUUACAAUUGAAGAUAUCAUUGAUAAAAAUUUUUGGCCUAAAAAUACUAUUUUUAAUACAUAUGCGAACACUCCGAGCAUAAAUAAAAUGAUGCUGUUUAAUGAAAAAGUGAUAGAAAACUAUAUGCCACUAACAAAAAAUAAUGAGCUAUUUAAAGUCUCAUGAACAUUGACACCAAAUGGAGAAACUGUUUUGGAUUCAAUUUUGCGUUGGAAACCUCAUACUUUGCUCGAGCUGGCCGAAGAAGCCAAUUCCAAUUUUUCUGGUUUUUAUCAAAAAAUGAAAAAUAAAGCAAACUUAUUUGGAAAUAUCCUGAUAUCAGACAACUAUGACCAGUCUAUUUUCAUGCCCAUUAUUUUUGAAAUGAAUGGCAUAGCUGUGAAUAAGCAAGAUUUCCUGUUCAUUUCAUCUUUAUAA